GGCGCCGCCCGGAAGCGGAAGCGCGGCCGCGGUUCCCGCCGCGGUUGCCGAGCGGCGGCCGCUCCGUCCCGUCCCGCCCGCGGCCAUGAGCGCGGCCGGGCUCGUGUCCGCGCCGCCCGCAGCCCCGCCGGGGCCGCCCGCCCCCGCCAUGGCCCCCGCGCCCGACUACUACGAGGAGGAGGAGCUGGAGAGCGCCGAGGAGGAGGACGGCGAGCGGAGCGCCCGGGCCCGCGACUCGGACGAAGACACUGAGGAUGCCAGUGAAACAGACCUGGCAAAGCACGAGGAGGAGGACUUUGUAGAAAUGAAAGAACAGAUGUAUCAGGACAAACUGGCAUCUCUGAAGAAGCAGUUACAGCAAUUGCAGGAGGGCACUCUUCAGGAAUAUCAGAAAAGGAUGAAAAAGUUGGACCAGCAGUACAAAGAAAGGAUACGAAAUGCAGAACUGUUCCUGCAGCUGGAAACAGAUCAGGUGGAGAAAAAUUAUGUGAAGGAAAAGAAAGCAGCAGCAAAAGAGUUUGAAGAUAAGAAAAUUGAGCUUAAGGAAAAUCUGAUAGCAGAGUUGGAAGAGAAGAAGAAGAUGAUUGAGAAUGAAAAGCUAACCAUGGAACUAACAGGAGACUCAAUGGAAGUGAAGCCUAUUAUGACAAGGAAACUGAGACGGCGACCAAAUGAUCCAGUUCCUAUCCCAGACAAGAGGAGGAAACCUGCCCCUGCUCAGCUAAAUUAUUUGUUGACUGAUGAGCAAAUAAUGGAGGACCUAAGAACACUGAAUAAGCUUAAAUCACCCAAGAGACCAGCCUCCCCCUCCUCUCCUGAGCACCUCCCAGCUACACCAGCAGAGUCUCCAGCUCAGAGAUUUGAAGCUCGGAUAGAAGAUGGCAAACUCUACUAUGACAAGAGAUGGUACCACAAGAGCCAAGCUAUUUACCUGGAGUCUAAAGAGAACACAAAGAUCAGCUGUGUGAUCAGUUCUGUGGGUGCCAACGAGAUCUGGGUGAGGAAAACCAGUGACAGCACCAAGAUGAGGAUCUACCUGGGGCAGCUGCAGCGGGGCGUGUUCGUGAUCCGCCGGCGCUCGGCCACCUGACUCUGCUCGGCCCUGUCCUGGUUUUAUCAGAUCUCCAAACCUCUGCCAGGGGCUCACAGGCUGCUCACUCCUCCCAGCAGCAGGGAACAGUCCUGACCUCUGAAGAGACACUUUGUGGCUGGCCACAUAAUCCCCAGUAGUCCUUAAACCUUUAGUGAUGCCCAAGCACUGCCCUGGACUGUUUCUGGAUUUUGCAUCAAGCUUCUGUACGCUCUCUUUGUAUUUUGGGUGACUGUUUGAGACUACUUUGCAUCAUCCUCCUUCUCGUUGUUUCGUGGUGCACAGAUGGGACUUGUGUGUCAAAAACAUCAUCAUCAUGUUUCUGUUGGGAGUCAGGCCAGUGGAAGAAGCUUUGCUUGUCAAGACCUGAGGUUAUCCAUGCUUUCUGGCCUCGUUUUUCCUGCAAGGCUCAGGAUUUUGGGCAAAAGAUGAAUCCUGCCAGGUUUCAGCUGCAGCUAAGAGAUGCCUCCAGAAUAACUGGUGCACAACACCAGCUUUAUUGGAUGGACUGUUGAAAGACUGGAGACUUUUUUAGGAUGGUGUGAACAGCUCAGAAACUGCUGAAAAUACAGUGAUUUUAAUGUAGCUCAGAGUCACGCGUGGUUAGUCAGAAGCUUCCGUUUCUCUUCACAUUAAAAAACCCUUCAAUGAACAA
Messenger RNA from Oenanthe melanoleuca, 1745 nucleotides. RefSeq names its product SDS3 homolog, SIN3A corepressor complex component (gene SUDS3). The record is from RefSeq and is a predicted model, not a curated record. Lineage: Eukaryota; Metazoa; Chordata; Aves; Passeriformes; Muscicapidae. Gene Ontology annotation, cellular component: Sin3-type complex. The coding region runs from base 86 to 1090 and encodes 334 amino acids. Gene Ontology annotation, biological process: negative regulation of transcription by RNA polymerase II. The transcript has 12 exons. Gene Ontology annotation, molecular function: histone deacetylase binding.